This is a messenger RNA of Uloborus diversus, 1218 nucleotides long. Its product is annotated as sodium/potassium-transporting ATPase subunit beta-1-like. Bases 199 to 1218 code for a protein of 339 amino acids. Gene Ontology annotation, cellular component: sodium:potassium-exchanging ATPase complex. NCBI's taxonomy places the organism in Eukaryota, Metazoa, Arthropoda, Arachnida, Araneae, Uloboridae. The record is from RefSeq and is a predicted model, not a curated record. Gene Ontology annotation, biological process: intracellular sodium ion homeostasis; sodium ion export across plasma membrane; potassium ion import across plasma membrane. The transcript is spliced from 4 exons. Gene Ontology annotation, molecular function: ATPase activator activity.
CAUCCACAUUAUGGCAACUUCCACGGCACAAUCGGUUAUGUGCUAAAUAUUUUGGUAUAAGCGGAAAGGGUUUUGUGAUCUCUUGAAAAGGGAAAAUAUUCUGAAGUUGAAGAAAACAAGUCUUCAAAAACUUACCUUCAGCUGUUGUCGGUUAGGGGGAGGUGAAGAAGGGAGCGUAGGGCCACCCCCCAGCGGAGGAUGAACACAGACAUCGAGAAAGGCGAAAACGAAAACAAAAACAAAGAUCUUCAGAAAGAUGAUGCUCAGUACCCAUCAGAUGAGAACUACCUGAAGAAAGAUCCAGCAGACCUCGAAGAUCCAUCAGAAGACUCUCCUCUUAAAGGCAGCACGACGGAAGGACGAGAAAAUGAUUCCAGUGCCCCGGCUGGAGAAAAAACCGGGGCCAAAGAGGGCGCAAAGGGCCUCAGAGAAUGGUUUUCCAAGUCCAGAGUCAAGUGGUGGAUUGCAGUCCUCGUGGCCAUCGUCCUCCUAACUGUCGUCCUGGUUGGCACACUCUUGGCUGUCGAGGACAAUGACUAUGAUGUGCCGGACAACAGCAUAAGGCUUGUCAAGCUAUGGCCGAGGCCGAACAAACCUAGGAAUGUCAUCAACUUUGUGCACGGAACUCUGCCGAUUGAAGGCAGAGUUUGGCCAGAAUUGACUUCACAACUAGAUGAUUUGCUGGCUAGGUAUCAACCUUCAAAUAUUCGAAGCAAGAAAGUUGUCGAGUGCUUCGGAAACAGCCCGCUUCUCCAAGGAGACAAAGUUUGCAAAUUCGACAUUAAACCUUUGAUGCUGGAAUGCAGCAAGGCGAUGAAUUAUGGAUAUGACACAGGAAAGCCAUGCGUAUUUUUAGAGUUCAACAACAUCAGCGAAUGGAUACCAGAACCGUACAGCUCCCGCGAGUUAGAGAACUACGUGGAGCUCGCUGACAGAUCCAUUACCAACAUGGUUUACCUGGACUGCCAAGGAGAUACCCUGAUUGACCAAGAAAAUAUGGGGAGGAUACAGUACACCCCCGAUCGUGGAUUUCCUGUGAAAUACUUCCCGUUUCGUUACCAAAGAGAGUACAUGUCCCCAUUAAUAGCGAUUCGAUUCACGAAACCAGCAAUUGGAGUUGCUAUAUCAGUCACCUGCAAAUUUUGGGCCAAGAAUUUGAACCACACAGACGAAGCAGUUCCCAGCGGACAAAUUUCUUUCAAUCUUCUCGUUGAUUGA